Molecule: messenger RNA, 2404 nt
Organism: Oppiella nova
Lineage: Eukaryota; Metazoa; Arthropoda; Arachnida; Sarcoptiformes; Oppiidae
Source: the annotation of a GenBank genome assembly
AUGAAUCAAUUAUCAUCAAAGUUUGUCCAUAAAUUCUACUCAUUAGACACAACCAGAUCGUCCUCUUUAUCGGCCGACAAGAAACAAGAGUUGUCAUCAGUUUUAGGCAACGGAUGGACACUACUGUUGUCAUCGUUAGUACAGUUGUGGACAAAGACACAGAAAGCGAAGCAGUGGUCCAUUGACUACAAGAAGAUCCUAUGCGUUGUCACCCAAACGACUGACGCCAACACGUGUUUCAUCCGAGUCUACGACACGAGCUGUCAGAAGAUCCUCUUCGAGCUCGACAUAAGCGAUGACAAAGACUUGAACUUUGAGUGGAGGAACACCACGUUUUCGGUGAUGACGGCACCGGACGGCUCGAGCGCUGGCGUUAAGUUUUCCCAACGACUGGAGGCCAACGACUUCAAGAUUCUUGUAUUGGAGCGCAAAAUGAGACGAUUUGGUCCGCAGAGUCGUCCACAACUGGAACCGUUGGCCACCAAAGACUUGGCCACUAAAGAGCCCAAGACAUGGAGGAAGGAGACGGUGGGGACUGUUAUGACACCUCAUGUGAUCCCAAGGAGGGCUGAGAUAAAGAAGCGGUCUCGAGAUAAUAGACGGGAAACCGACUCCAGAGAUCGUAAGAGGUCUCACCCGACGAGUGAAUCCAUGGACACUACGGAUGCCAUUUAUGAACCGGUGCUGAAGGAGCCGGUGAUAAGGGAACCCAAUUUGGAUUUGAUUCUGGAUAAGGGUUUCCAACGACUCGCAACUGGAAUCCGAUAUUUGGACUCAAGUCUUAGUCAACUGAUAGGUGAUGUCCAAAAUUAUCCACAAAAACAUCGACCAAUGAAUGCCUUCUUCCCGAAGACAUCGCUGGAAGUGAUGGAUGAAUGCGAUGAGGAAGACGUGGUAACACUUGAUAUGAGCAGACAAUCGAUGACUCUAAUGGAUAUAUCGCUACAAACGGCGGUUAAAGCAAAGUAUCCCACGAAUGGUCAUCCAAUGACAGCAAUGAUAUCGACUGAAGAACCAAAAGAAACGAAUCCACCGUCGGAUCAGUUUUCGGUUUAUGAGUUGAAUAAACUCUUUGAACGAAUGGCCGAAAAGUGGACACAAACUUCGGAUCCAAUCACUGAAUCUAACGCUAAGAAAGUGAAGAUUGGUGUGAAUUUGACGGUUGGACUCAAUAAUCAAUUGGUGGACAAAUCGAAAGACAUAACCAUUGAUAAUAAGUCUAAUUGGAAACGAAUUGACAAAGACUUGGAUCAGUUAACUGAAAGCAUUGAUGAAUGCGAACAGCUAUUAAAUCAAUUGAGUUGUGGUGUGAAAGACAUUGUCAUUGAUAAAGCAAUUGAUAAUCAAAGUGGAAGUCCUUCAAAUGAGAACCUAAUAGACGUGAAGGAAAAGGCUAUCGAUAAAAAUAAUAACCAGGAGAGUGGUAAAUGUGAUGAUAACAGUUACAAAGAAGUCUUGAUUGAACUCCCAUUUGAGACAUCGAUAGACAUAUCACUGACACAGGGAUCUGAUUCUCCGAAAUCCACACCAUCGGAUCAAAUACCACAAUCUGUGCUACAGUUGUCUAUGGAUUUGAUUGAAGAGAAACGCAAGCAAAAGACGGUUAUCUUGAAUUCGGAGAAAUCGGUGCCAAUCUAUGGCUGCGAUGAAUGCGUUAAGACAGUGGCCGAAGAAACCGGAGAAGAGUUAGCUCUAAACGGAUCGGUAACUAAUAGUAGUAAUACUGAAGAUAAUGACACCAAAGGAUUCGAUGAAGUGGAUGCCAGUGGAGGCAGUUGUAACACACUGACAGAUGUAACAGUAGAAGACAAUGGAGGUAAUGGUAAUGUUGAGGACAAUGAAGUCGAUGAAAACAAUGGAAAUAAAGAAGACAUUUUGGGCGAUGAAGUGAUUGGAGAUAAUAAAGAUAAUGGAGAUGUUGGGGACCAAGUGGUCGAUGGCAAUGAAGACAAUGAGGACUCGGAUGCCAUUGAAGUGGUAGAGGAGUCAGACAAUGGGACAGGAGUUGAGACAAAACCAACUAUUGGUGAGAAAGAAAUGCUUAAAAAGAAGAAAUUGACGCCAAAGAAGAAGAAAAAGAAGAAGAAUGUCAGCAAUUGGUUGAGACGAUUGGUCGGUAAGAAAGAGGAUAAAAGUGGAAAGGGAUCGGACGGGCACUGGAAAAGUGUGCGACAGAUGGACGACACAGAGAUUAAGGCACUGAUCGAUCAGCACCGGGAGAUACACUUAGAGAUACUACGGUUGAUGACUCGGUUGUAUACAACUACCAGGUGUCCAGAGAUGAUGAAGUGGUUAGACGUGAAGGAUUGCAAAGAAUAGUUAUGUCAGAGGUGGUAGAGCACCGGUAGUCUGACUCCAAUGCUUAUAUAACUAUUUGUAUUUAUUUGUGAUUUUUAAUAUCCGA